CAUCCAUCCCCGGGAGCCCGUUCCACUACUCCAGACGCGGGGAAGAGAAUCCGCGACGGGAGGCGGCGACGUUCUCGAUCUCGUCUUCCUCCUGCGACUGGAGGCAGCGACUCUCUCGAUCUCCGUCUUCCUCCUGCGACCGGAGGACAGAUCGGAGGAGAGCCUUCCCACCAGCCCCCGCGCCCCUCGCCUCCCCACUGCUCGCCUCUCCCCUCCCCACUCGCCGUCUUCAGGACCUGCUAGAUCCACACCGCGCCGCCGCCAAUCAAGGCCGGCCGCUGUUGUCCCGACCUCGAAUUGUUGUUGUUCCCGUCCGUUCUAUUGUGAAAAGCGUACAAUUUUGGCCUUCUUUUCGAACUGUGCUUGUUCCCGUCCGUUCCCUUCCACCGUUUUCCAAAUAGCAAUUGCUAAUUUACCGUACUGGGAGGGGAAACCGGGGGUUCCCUCGUGGCCAGGGAAAUUCCGCUUGGGGGUGCUGUUCCCUGGUUUUGUCUACCCGGGCGUCCAAACGAGGCCUGAAGGGUAAGGAAAGAUUCCGUUUUGCUCUGUCUUGCUUUGCUCUACUUUCUCGAUCGAUUUGCACUGGGGUGGGGUGGCAUGGAUGCGCUCGUCUCGGCGGCGUUGGAGGAGGUGUGUGCCCGCCUCUCUGUCGGCCUCCCAGUGGCAGACCUCUGGCCCGCACUCUCCGGCGCGUUCCAGGUGGCCGGCCUCCCCCCCGACCUACCCGUCAAGCGCGUCCUCUUUGCCCGUCUCAUGGCGCUCCCUGUCAUCAACCUGGUGGACGGUGAGCCGCCACGGCUCGUCCAAUUGCCGGACAAGGACGUGGAGGUGGCCGAGCGGCUACUGCUCGCCACCCCGAAUCUCAGGGACAACUUCCUCGGGCUGUACGACCACCGCCACUCCUCUUCGAGGCUAUCUGACAAGCAGAGGAAGACGCUAGAAUAUAUCGGGGAAGCCAGGACUUGUUGUGUAACACAGAGAGAUCUAGCCCAGAAAUUGGACAUGCAACCAAAGAACUUUCAUUUUAUUGUAAAGAGCCUUGCAUCACAACGGUUGAUAGUUAGCCAACAAACUAUCAUAAAGGGUAAAGACAAUGGGGCUGAGGCUUCACGGAAUAAGAAGGUUACUAGCACCAACUCACUAUAUCUGUCCCGAUAUGCCAAAGGCAUGAACAUGAAUUCACACCAAAGAAUUGAGAUUACAGAGCUGGGGACUAAUGAACCCAAUGAAGAGGCCAAUAUAGAUGCUUUGCAAGAAGAUGGAGCUUUUGGUGUAAAUUUCAAGAAUGACAUAUCCGUUCAUGAUUAUCUUCCAGCAAUGGAAGCCAUAUGUGACAAACUUGAAAAUGCCAGUGGAAAGGCUCUUGUUGUGUCAGACAUAAAAAUUCAUUUAGAUUACAAGAUGGCAAAUGGACAUAGAGCAUGGAGAAAUGUAUUGCAUAAGCUAAUAGACGCACAGCUUGUCGAAGAAUUCAGUGCCGAAGUUGAUGAUAAGGUUGUUCGCUGUUUACGCCUGUUGAAGAAAUUUGAUCCAGUUGAGUUUCAACCGAGAAGUACAAUCCCAGACUACAAAAUUGGCCAGAAACACCAGGCAACUGAUCAAGUCAUGGAGCUUCCAUUAGAUAUGUGUAUAUAUGAUAUGAUCAAAGCUCAAGGGUCAAAAGGUAUUACUCUUGUUGAGCUUGGCAAACGUCUUGGGCACAAGAAUUCAAGAAAGCUUCAUGAACGUGUGUCAUCCAUGUGCGAAAGAUUAAAUUUGACUUUGGUCCGUGAAGUUAAACGUAAGAUAUCUCAGGACCGAGUUUGGACUAAACAAGAUUUCCUGCACUACAAAUCUGCUACUGAUCUGCAAAGUAUCGAGAGGCUCCCAGAUGAUAAUGCCAGCUGUUCCAAUGGAUGGUCACUAGUUCCAUCUAGAGGACCUGAUAGCCUGCAUGGUGACCUUGUUGUUAAUAACAAAUUCAUGUUUGAAGAGGAAUGCCACGAUGAACCAGUUGGACAUUACCUCCAAAGCAACCAUGAAGCUUGUCUUGGAGUCAAAAAAGAUACACUUGCUUUGGGUCGUAACAAGAGGCAUCGGUUCCCCUCUUCAACUUCUGAUGAUCAACGGCAAAGAAGGAUUUUACACAUGUUGAAGAAAAAGAGGUUUGUACUAAAGGUGGAAUUACAUAAAUGGUUAGAGAGGCUCGAAAAGGAAAAUGGAGAAAUGAUGGAUAGGAAGACAUUGGCUCGCACUUUGAAUAAGCUUCAGCAAGAGGGCAGCAAAUCAUCAGUAACAGAAGCUAUGUAUGCCAAUGGAUUCAUAGGUGCGAAAAUGAUUCGGGCGAAGCUGUUCCAUAAAUUUCUGUGGAUUUAUGUUAGUGGUUUGCCAAAUUGCUGCAUGCCAUCUGGUUAUUCCAAAGGAGAGCAUCAUGACAAGGACCUUAAUCAAUCAUGUCUUUUAUUUUCAAUGGCAGCAGCUAUUAAUGAAAUGCCUAUCGAACUUUUUCUACAAGUUGUGGGAUCAGCGAAGAAGAUCGAUAACAUGAUAACUAAAGUGCUUUCAGAAAUUCCUCCCAAGGAAUACAACCAGCUCAUGGAUACUCAUGCCAAGGGCCGACUCUCACGCUUAAUUAACAUUUUAGAUAAGCUCAAGUUGGUCCAAUUUGCAAAAGAACCUGUAGAUGAGUGGGGUGUACCAUCAGACGCUGUGCCUACACAUGCAAUGGAGCUCAGGCCUUACAUUGAGGAACCUACACGAAGAAUCCUUCCACCAUCCUACGUUAAUGUGAAUCAUCAUCCAAAAAUUCGGCACGAUUUUGUGCUUUCAAAGCAGGAGUUUGUUGGUGCUUACUGGGAAACAUUAGAGUACUGCUAUUUAACAGCUGGCUUUGCUGAACCAUUGAGUGCCUUCCCUGGCUGCUCUGUACCUGAGGUUUCUCAUCCUCGUUCAUGGAGUUCUCGUAGAGUGAUGACUAUGGAGCAACGGCUGGAGUUACAAAAGCGUAUUGUGAACAUUAGUGAGGAGGGAAGAAUUCCUUUCAAAGAUUGUCUUGUAAUUGCAAGAGAGUUGAAUCUCUCUGUAGAGCAGGUGCUGUGUGUUUCGUCCUCUCAGAAUAGACAGCCCAGGUUUCACGCGACUCAGAAGCAGCAAGGAGCUAGUUCUGGAUCGAUCUGUCAGAAAAGGAAAAGAUCUAAUAAGGUUACCCUAAGGCUUAUUAAACAAAAAUUACAAGCCAGUGGUUCUGCUGGAAAGCUACCAGCCCAGUCUACCCAGGAUGACGAAGUACCAGGGAGCAUUUCUGCAUCAUCCACAUCCGCUGGUAAAAAAUUCCAGUGGACGUAUGAGUCUAACAGAAAACUGCUGAUGGUAUACACUAGAUUUUGUGCAGCACGCGGACCCAAAUGUUAUUGGAACUCUAUCUCUGAUCUUCCAGCUGCACCACAUACAUGUCGUAAAAGGAUGGCAUACUUAAAUAAAAACAUAAAUGUUAGAAAAGCUGUAAUGAGAAUAUGUAGCCUUCUCAGAGAGGGAAGGAGAUCGAAAGUGAGCGAAUGCCAUUCCCAUAUUUCCAAUUCUAGCCAUGGGAACUGUGAAGAUUCAGAUUCUGAGAUAUUAAAUUGGGAUUAUUUUGAAGAUCCGGAAAUAAAAAAUGCACUUGAUGAAGUCCUUAAAUUCAUUCGAGUAGAAAAGUUGAACCACACCAGGGAAGUUAUGCAUAAUAAUGCAAAGAGCAAUAAUGAUAAUAAUGUCAAUGAGGAAAUUCCAAGUGGGCACGAAGAGCUGGUUAUGCAAGGUGCAACAAGUACAACCACUGUAAUUCCAGAAACUGGAUCACGUGAACCUGCAAAGUUGUCUAGACAUUCAAAUGCAUCGCAUGCAAGUAAAAGCGUGGACGUACCGUGUAUAUCUCAUGAAAAGGUCAUUAAGGUCAACAAAGAUGAAAUUACUAGAAGAGAUGGAUGCAAAUCCUUAGCAGUUGCAAAUGCGAUAGAGCUUCUGAAGUUGGUUUUUCUCAGCACAUCAUCAGGAUCAGAAGUACAAGCUUCUUUAACGGCAACUCUCCAGCUAUAUUCAGAGAGUGAAAUUGUCGCUGCCUUUUCCUUUCUCAACGAGAAGAAGUUCACGGUUAGUGGAAAUGGAACAAAGCCAUACACCCUUUCACGGAAAUUCUUCUUAGAGGCUUCUCAGUCACCCUUCCCAUUUGGUUCAGGAAAAAAGGCUUCUGAAUUUUCUAAAUGGCUUAUAAGGCAGCAAAAGAACAUUACUGAUGAUAGAAUUUAUUUGUAUCCAGAAGUAGAAUGUGGGGAAAUUGUUCAUCUCUUUUCUCUGGCUUGGUUAGGAGAGUUGUCCAUUUCACCUUCCUUGCCAAGCGAAGGAGUUGGUGACACUGAUGGGCCUAAUGGCUCUAAUUCUUUGGUUGAAGAUUCCAGUGGACUGUACGAUGCCAUUCACAAACGCAAGGCUGAUAUGGUGGAACAGGAAAGCAGUGCAACUAAGAAACACAAACCUUGUUAUCGCCGCGAGAAAGGUUUCUCUGGUAUCCAAGUUGCUCUAAAUCAAGAGGAAAUUCAAACAAGCCAUCUCACGCAAGUGUUACAUGACGAAGAGUGCCUUAUUUUUAGUUCAGCCAGGGAAAUGAGCAGAAAUGAUGUUGAUGCUCAGGCUGAGAGCCAGAACACGUUACUGUAUUUAAAUAACUCCGGUUCAUGUCGGCGUAUGCUGUCUGAAUCUCAGUUGGAAAACUCUUAUAACGGAUGGCCUUGGGAUGCUAUGAAAACAUAUGCUGAUCAGUUACAGUCAUCAUCUUGUAAUCAAACUGAAUCAUGCAUAUUGUCUUCUGAUCUGUUCAGAAAUGCAUUUUGUGUUAUUCAUCAAGGUGGCGAAGGAGGAGUUAAUCUGACAGAAUUGUCACAGGAACUGCACCCAUUAGGCACACGGUUAAUUGAUGUGAUUGUUCAUACACUCAAGAGAUUUCAUCUGGCCAUGGAGGUCAAUGCGUAUGAUGGUUUCCAGAUCGUUGACUCAUUACAUAAAUCAAAGUAUCAUCUAAGCACACUUGCAGAAUACAGCAACUGCAGCUGUUCACGAGAUCCAGCUUCUCAAUUAGGGGAGACUGGAGGCGCGGAAAAUAUACUGAAAGAGAAGCAUGCCAUGUCUAGUGAGCAGGGAACUGUAAAAAUGCUUGGUGAUGGGCACACUGUCACAGUUCUUAGUGUUCAACGCAAGUCGAGCUCAUCUCAUACGUGCAGUCAAAAUCCAGGAGAUAAGGAAGCAAUGUCUACUCCAUCAGAAGACAGCAGGGAGAGUGAUUGCCACCAUGCUUGUGAAAGGCAUAUCUAUCACCCUAUAUUACCAUGGAUAAAUGGUGACGGCAGUACAAAUAGUACCGUCUACGAAGGUUUAACUCGUCGUAUUAUUGGCUACGUCAUGCAGUACCCAGGAAUAGUAGAGGAGGAUGUUAUCCAUCAGAUGGAAGUAUUGAAUCCUCAGACAUGCAGGACCAUAUUGAAAAAGCUGACGCUUGAUAGGCACCUCUAUGUCCGCGUGUCCGGAGAACCUGUGCAUGUGGCUCCCACCAUAUUACAGAGUCUUUUCAGUCAGGGCAGUAGUACAGAACCAUCCAAGCGUAGAAGGCGUUACUUCGCUAACCCAGCGAGUACAUUCAUGUUAUAAGAGAAAUUUAGUUUUGGGCGCAAAGUUUGAAAAAUGUUCCUUGUCCAAUUGUGAAAUGUUACCGUGAACGUAUUCUUCGUCAUCUGUAGGCUAGCUGCGUAGUGUAUUUUCCAUAUGGUGUAAUGCAGGGCCGUCGCUCAGCCCUUAGUCCAAAACUCAUAUGAUUUAUUUUUCUUAUUUUUUCUUAAAUCAUGGCCCAAUUGAGCCUGGUGGGUUGAUACA
Lolium perenne is the source of this 5877-nucleotide messenger RNA. RefSeq lists its product as uncharacterized. NCBI's taxonomy places the organism in Eukaryota, Viridiplantae, Streptophyta, Magnoliopsida, Poales, Poaceae. The record is from RefSeq and is a predicted model, not a curated record. Gene Ontology annotation, biological process: transcription initiation at RNA polymerase III promoter; 5S class rRNA transcription by RNA polymerase III. Gene Ontology annotation, cellular component: transcription factor TFIIIC complex. Gene Ontology annotation, molecular function: DNA binding.